This is a messenger RNA of Paramecium tetraurelia, 10809 nucleotides long. RefSeq lists its product as uncharacterized. The transcript is spliced from 7 exons. Gene Ontology annotation, molecular function: protein binding. The record is from RefSeq and is a predicted model, not a curated record. Lineage: Eukaryota; Ciliophora; Oligohymenophorea; Peniculida; Parameciidae.
AUGAUUAAUUUAAUCAGCAUUACUCUCUUAUUUUGGUUAGCAGUAACUCAAUAUAAAUUAAUUCUUCAAGGCCCAGCCUCAAAAAAGAUGAACUGCAAAUAACUCGAUAAAGGUGAUAAUGGAUUUAUAGGCUCAUAGUAUUUUUACGAAAAACUUUCCAAUUAUGGUUAAAAUACUAACUUGGAUAAAAUUACCUUUCGCUUGUGGUUUAUGGUCUAUUCAAAAAUGAGAUUACCAGGUAAACAAAUACUGUUCGCCUUUUUAGAUGGUUACGAUAUUGAUUCUUAUAUUAAUCUGAUGGUUUACUUUAAUCUUGAGUCAUCAAAUUAUUCAUUGUAUGUUUUAAAUGAAAAAGUCAAUCCAGAAGUGAUGAGCAUACUGGUGGAUUAAUAAAAGGAUUUUUUUAUAGGGUACUGGAAUUAUCUUUUGAUCUCAAUAGAUUAGACGAGUGGGGAUGCAUUUUUGAAUUUAAAACUUUUUAGCACUUACAAUUAUCAACUCCAAUAGGUUUUGGAUGCGUUGCCAUCAUAAAAGUUAAAUUUUAGAUUUGGUGUACAUUCUAGGAUAACAAAUGAAUAAUUAUUUCAAAAAAUAGAAGACUACAAAGCCUGUGUGUAUGUCGCUAAUUUUGAAUAUAUCAAUGGAUGGGCAACAAUGGACAAGGAAAUAUAUGUUUAGGAUUAAAUAGACUUGAAGUAUUCUCUGAAGCCAUACUAGAGUGAAGGAUUAAUUAUUGAUUCUUAAUUUAUCAAUGUAAAACUGAGAUAGCAAACUAAUAUUGAAUAUAGUGGGAUUAUAGGUUUAAACAUUUAUAAAGAUACUAGAAUUCUGUAUGACUUUUAGGAUAAAAUGGAUUCAUUUAGUAUUAUAUUUUGGAUGAAGCCUUAAUAAAUAGUGUCAAAUUUUAAGCUAAUUUCAUUUACUGAUGAAUUUAUAAAACUAAUAAGUCUAGGAUUUGGUGUUAAUUAAAACUAUGCUUUUAUGGUAUACUAAAACGAUAAUUAAAUAAACAUUGGGGAUUUGAGUCCCAAUUAAUGGAAACAUAUUACGAUAGGGAUAUUAGAAAUAUCGAGAAAUCAAUACUUUAAGGCAACCAAUUCUGUAAAGAUGAUGAAGAUCUACAUUGAUGAUUAGAUGGUAUAUUUGUAAUAAAUUUACAAUUUCAAAUGGUAUAAAAGUUUAUUAAUUGGCCCAUUAUUAUUGGAAAGUAGAGGUUAAGAGGUGAUUGAUAUUCAAGAUUUAAGGAUUUUUAAUGGAUAUGGCAUCUCUGAAUCCUCAGGAGACUGUAAACUAUUUGCAGGACUAUAUUGUGCAUUCUGCAAAUCAUAGACACAUUAUUGCAAAGAAUAAGAUCCAUUAGAUGAUAUUAACAUUUAUGAAUGUCCUGCAGGAUAUAAAUUAGAGAAUGGAUAUUGUAAACCAAUUCCAAUAGCAUUAUGUUUGAGAUAAAGUGGAGGCAAUUGUGUUGAAUGUGAUAAAAAUGCAAUUCUUUCUUAAGGAAUAUGUCAAAUAUAAACAUAGUUGAAUAGAGUAUCUAUUUAUCCAUGCUCAGGAAAAGAUGUAGUAUUAUGUUAGACAACUGACAUUGUAAAAAGUUAAAUACUCACAUCUGUAUAACGAGCACGAUUGUGUAGUUCUAACUUAUAUAAUACAAAAUAUGAAUGUGCUGGUAGUUAGGUUCUGUCAUGCAAAUAUUCUUAUUAUUCAGGACUAUGUUUUGAGUGUAAGGAUUCAUAUUACUUAACAGAAUUGAAGAUUUGUGUAUCAACAUGUUUUAAAAACAAAGCAGACAGAUUCAAUUACAUAAAUAAAUGUGUUAAGGAUUGUCCAUAUAAGUAUAUAUUCAAUCACCCUUGUCCAGUAGAUGGAGGAAAAGAACCUGAUUUAGUUUGUUCGCUAACUCCUGAUUGUCAAGCUGAUGAAAUAGACCUUGGAUACACUUGUCUAUCUGGUAGUUAAAAGGAAGUGGGUAAGUCUGUAGGUUGCAGACCCCUAUUAGCCUCUAAAUAUGCUCCAAAUUAGCCAUUGAUUUGCCAUCCUUCAUGCAAAUAUUGUUUUGGAACAACUUAUAGAUAAUGUUUAGGUUGUUAUGAAGGGAUGUAUUUUACUCCUUAUCUUGGGAUGUGCUUGUAAAAUUGUUCUGAAGAAAGAGACAAUCUAUUUAUCUACCAUAAUUCUAAGAUUUGGAAAUGUGAAUUAAAAUGUCCAUCAAAUUUAUUAACAUAGGGUGACAUAUGUGUACAAUCUUGUUAUGAUGGAUACUAAGCUCAAGAUGGAAUAUGUAAAAGUGUUAGCUCUGUCAGUGAAUACUUUUUAGAGAGUAAAAUAAUUGAGAUAGAAGGAGUCAGUACAACACUGUAUUCUUGGAAAUACUGUCCUUAAUUAUGCAAUUCUUGUUAAAAUAAUACCAUAUGCAAAACUUGCAUUAAUAAAUAUCCAUUUGAAAAUGAUGUAUGCAAAAUCAGUUGUUUCCCAAGAUUCGCUCUAAAAACAAAGUCUCUCUCCAGUUGUAAGGAUUAAUGCAACCCGGAUGAACUUACAUUUUGGAAUGAUGACUUGUUUGGUUACUAAAUAGCAGAAUGCUUUUAAAGGAAAUGUGGGGAAAUAGAAGCCGAUUAAAUAUACUAGUCUUUCCUCCAUUAGAAUGACAAUACAAGAUGUGUGUAUCCAUGUGACGAUGGAUAUUAUGGUAAUCUAUAAUCUCUUUUAUGUAAACCAUGUUUAGUCUCUUGUGCAACUUGUAUAGAUCAGUCUUAUAUUUGUACUUAAUGCUAACCUUUGUUAUUUUUAAAAGGAUCAACCUGUUUAACAACUUGUGGAUAAAGUUUCAAAAACUAUAUGAAUUGGCAUUGUGAAACAGAAUGUUCUUCAGGAUACACAAUUGCAGAUUCUACAAACAACUUAUAUGCUUGUGUUGAAUAGUGUGGAUAAUUAUAUGCUACUUAUUUAUAUGUAUGGAGAGGACAAUGUUAUGAAAAUAUUUCUGGUGUUUCUGCAUUCUGUAUCAACUACUAAUGUGAAGAUUGCCAUUCUUAAUGCAAAUAAUGUUAAGGUCCAAAUUCUAAUGAUUGUCUGGCUUGUUAUUAGAAUUCCUAUUUACUAAGUAAUGAAUGUGUACAAGAUUGUGGGAGUCUUAAGUAUGAUUAAAUAAACUGGAGAUGUGUGGAAGAAUGUCCCCUUGAAUCAAAGCAAUCUUCAGGUAUGUCAUUAAUCUUAAACCAUUAAAUAACCGUAUGUGGACUAACAUGUUUAUUUGAGACAUUCUAAUUUAGAGAUGAAUGUUAUACUCAAUAACCUAUAGAGACAUUUUGUUUGCAAAGAACUGAUUAUUAAUAUUGUGAACUCUGCUCAUCCCUUUGUACAAUAUGUAGUUCCUCUUCUUCAUCAAAUUGUUAAGAAUGUAUUCCUACUGCAUUUAAAUAUGGAACUAGUUGUUUUAUGGAAUGUCCAGAUGAAGCUCCCUUAAAAGAUGUAGUGAAUAAAUAGUGUGUUGCUUCAUGCUCAUCUGGAUUUUCUGAAGAUGGAUAUUGUGUUGAUUAUUGCUAGACCAUUUCAUACAGAUACUUAUAAAAAAAUGCUUGUUAUACAGUUGCAUGUCCCAUUGGUACAUUUAAUGAAGUAGGAUCCAAAAUUUGUUAAGAAUGUUAUACUGGCUGUGCUACUUGUUUUGGAAGUAGUUAGAGUGAAUGUUUGAGUUGUGUUGCUGGGUAUUUCAUAGAUCAAGAAACUUUAUGCAGUGACUCUUGUUUAAUAGAACCUAAUGUCAUUGAAGAUUUGAUCAAUCGAAGAUGUGUUUAAUUCUGUCCCAUAGAUUCAUUUUUAUAAUAAUUAACUAAUGGUCACUAUGGAUGUAAGGAAACAUGUCCAGAAUAUUACUAUUCUAAUAUUUGUGUUUCCUCUUGUCCAUCUUAGACCUAUCAAGAUGGUUUAGCCUGCAUUAGCUGUGCAUCUCCUUGUUCAGUUUGUUUUGGAAGAGAUGUAACACAAUGUAAUAAAUGCGAUAUAGGGUAUUAUUUAUAUGAGACAACCUGUUACUUAGAUUGUCCAGAUCAGAUUCCUUAUGGAAAUAUUUAAGAUUAAACAUGUGUAGCAUUAUGUUCAUCAUUUUUAUAUUUACCUAAGAAGCUUUGCUUUGAUUCUUGUCCUUCCUUUUUAUAGAGAUACGAAAUUGCGAAUAAAAAAUAAUGUGUUGACAACUGCCUUUCUAAAUCCUAUUUAUUAGAUCGAGAUUGUUAUCCUUGUGAUUCAAUUUGUAAAGAAUGUUAUGGACCUAAUAAUGGAAAUUGUUUAGAAUGUGAAUCUCCUUAUUUUCUCAAUGGCCAAACUUGUGAACUAACUUGCCCUUCCUUUUAUGAUCUAAUCGAUCAUUAAUGUAAAGCUGCUUGUCCUGUUAAUUUAGUAAUCUAAAAUGUAAAUUGUUAACUUCAAUGUGAUUCAGGUUAUUUUCAAUAUGGAUAGAAUUGUUUGAAGCAAUGUCCUAAAUUUACGUAUUUAGACAACGAUACUUGUCAAAAUUGUAAUUUAUAAUGUUUAACUUGUUUUGGACCAACCUUUUCAGAAUGCUAUUCUUGUAUAGAUGGAUUUUACUUAAAUGAUCACUCAUGCUAACAAACAUGUGAUAAUUAUUAUGACCAAGAUGAUAAAGCUUGUGUUGAUAAUUGUGGAUCUAAAUUUAUUAUAAGAGAUUACAAAUAAUGCGUUCUCCAAUGUUCUCUUGGUUAAUUUGUUUGUGAAUAAGAAUGUCUUACUAAAAUACAAGAUGGCUUUUACUUAGAUAACGGAAAAUGCUUUUUAUGCGAUCCAAAAUGCACUAAGUGUACAUCAUCUAAUUCUUGUUCUGAAUGUUCGAUUAAUUUUUACCUAGAACAGGAUUCUUGCGUAAAUUAUUGCUCCAACUAAUAUUUAUAUAUGGAUCCAAUUUCAAGAAGUUGUGUUACUAAAUGUCCAUUGGGGUUAUAUCAUUAGGAAUCCUAUAAUAGAAGAUUUUGCCUAUUUGAUUGUAUCGUUAAAUUAGAUGAUUAAUGUGUUCAAUCUUGUCCAACUGGUUUCUACAAUGAGAAUUCCUUUUGUAGAUAGUGUCCUUUUGAAUGCACUGAAUGUUAAUCAAUAACAUUUUGUUCAAAGUGUAAGGCAGGCUUAUUUUUAGAAGACAAUUGGUGUUAUCCAAUAUGUAAUCUCAAAAAAACUGAUAGAAAGAAUUUAAUUUGUGUUGAAGCUUGCAAUCCAGAUUUAUUUGAAUUUGAAAAUCAGUGUGUUGAAAACUGUCCAUCAGAUCCAAUUUAAUUUCAUUAUAAGUCUAAAUGCAUUUAAAGUUGUCCUGCUUCGACAUUUUAAUAAGAUCAACAAUGUAUUGAUUGUCACAUAUAAUGCUCAGCUUGUUUUGGUCCAAAUAAUGAUGAAUGUUAUUCAUGUACUUAAGGUUAUUAUUUAGAUAAUAAUCAAAUAUGUACAUAGACAUGUCCUUACCUUUAUGAUUCUCUAAACCAGAAGUGUGUGUUUUAGUGUAAAAGUGAUUAAUACUUAGAACAAAAUUAAUGUGUUUAAAAGUGUAAUCAUUUCUUAUAUGAUAAACAGUGUGUGGAUAUUUGUCCAUCUCAAACUUAUUAAUAAAAUACUGAGUGUUUCAAUUGCUCCAAUAAUUGUUUGGAGUGUAAUUCUUUUGGUUGUAUUAAAUGUAAAGUUGGAUCUUAUCUAAAUGAUGGCAUUUGUGAUUCACUUUGUUUAAUUAUGUACAACGAUAUCAAACAUGAAUGUGUAGAAUUAUGCACAAAUUAAGAAUAUUAAUAUCUAGAUCAUUGCUACUCACAAUGUCCUAAUGAUACUUACGAAUAUUAGUAAAAUUGUCUAUUAGAUUGUCCAAUAAAAACUGUGUAAUAUAAUAAUUUUUGUUUUGAUUGUCCUGAGAGAUGCGAUGUGUGCUUGAGUGAAUCUGAAUGUCUAAAAUGUAGCAAUCUUUAUUACCUAUUUAAUGGUGAGUGUGUCCUUCAUUGUCCAUUAUCAUUACCAUAUGAAGAUACUGUCAAUCGGAUUUGUUUGUCUGAGUGUCCUCCUAACACAUAUAUUAUGAAUCACACUUGUCUAGCUACUUGCAAUUUGAUUACACAUUAAAACAUGUGUUUAGAAUAAUGCCCUAAGGGUUAUUAUGGAAAUGCCAUUUGUUAGCAUUGUAAACUCGAAUGUCUGGCUUGUAAUGAAUUGAACUACUGUACAGAAUGUGAUACCAAUUAUUUUCUAGAAGAUAACCAAUGUGAUUAACAAUGUACAUCUAUCAAAGACUUGAAAACUAAAAAGUGUGUUGAAUCUUGUGAGACAUUCCUAUUCUAAAAUAUAUGCUAUUAAAAUUGUCCUAUUAAUACAUAUUAAUUUGAAUCUAUUUGCGCUAUAUAAUGUCCUAAUGGCUAUUAUGGUUCAAACAAUUUCAUAUGUGAAUAAUGCCCUUAUUAAUGUUUGAGUUGUUCAAAUCAAAUUGUUUGUUACUCAUGUAAAAUGGGAUAUUAUCUAUUCUAAAAUUAAUGUUUGGAAUCUUGUCCAGAUUAAUCCUAUUCUAAUCCUAUUGAGAACAAAUGUUCUAAUGAAUGUCCUUCAACCACAUAUACCUACUAAAAUUAAUGUUUAUUUUAGUGUCCUAGUGACUAUUUACAUGAUCUUGACAAUUAUACGUGUGUUUUACAAUGUGAUCAUUAAUAAUAUUAAGAUAAAAAUGGAUGUUUGCCAUGUUCAAUAGAAUGCAAUGGAUGUUAUACAUAUGGGAACAAUAAUUGUAUUAAUUGUGCAGCGUUAUUCAACUUAAAUGAAAAUGGAUAUUGUUUAGGAGAAUGUCCUAACGGUUAUUAUAAAAAUUAGUAAAAAUGCGAAAAAUGUCUACAUAAAUGUUUAAGUUGUAUAAAUUCAACUUAAUGUGUUAAAUGCAGAGGAGGUAAUAGAAACUCUAUUGAUUGUUCUUGUUUGAAAGGUUAUUAUGAUGAUGAAUUAUAUGAAGAUUGCCAGAAAUGCCCAUGUGAUGAAUGCAUAUCAUAGGAUAAUUGCUAGAUUUGCAGAAAUAAUCUUUAGAUUCCAAAAUGCAAUUGUGAUAGAAAACUAAACGAUGAAUGGUGUAUAUCAUGUGAAGUCGCAAAGGUUAAAAUAUAUUACUCAGAUGAUCUUAAUGAAAUAGUUGUAUAUUUUGGCUAUUUAGUAUCAGUCAAUUUAAUUAAUCCAUUUUAACCUUCAGAUUGUUCUUUAUGGUUUGAUAAUUCAAAUGUCUUUGGAUAGAAUUCUACUUGCUACUUAGCUUGGAAUAGAAAUUCAGUACAUAUAUAAUUAUCUCCAUAUUCAACAAUUAAGAUAGGAGACUCAUUGGAAUUUAAAUAGUCUUUUUAUAGAGAUGUAGAUUAAGGAAUUUGUGCUUAAGAGUAUAUAAAAUAAUUCAUAGAAAAUAAAUUGCUAGCACCUAAUCGAUUCAUUAAACCAUAUAUUUUAUUUGAUGUCCCGUAAUAUGUUAGUAGUUGCAAAUAAAUUGAAAUCAGAUAAAUUUUGAUAUCAGGAACAGCCUUUAAAAUAUAAACAGUAAUCUCUUGGUAGUUACAUCCAAUAGAAAAUGAGGAUUACUAUUUAUCAAUGGACUCAUUUUUGGCCACCUAAAAGAAUGAGAUUAUUAUACCCAUUAACACCUUAUAACCCAAUUUAAGAUAUCUAAUUACAGCAAAAUACAUCAAUAUAUUUUAAAGAGUUAAUUACACUACAUUUUCUUUCAAUACCAUUCCCACUCAAACACCUUAUGUCUAUCUUACUUACUAACCUUUGACUGCCAACAUUUACAUCUUUGAUUGUCACAUUACUUUUUCAGACAUAGAAGGCGACUAAAAUGUAUAAAUUGACAUAACAGAUUCAUCAGUGUAAGAUCAAAUAUACAUUUCUUUGAAAUAGCCAAUAAAUUCUAUCCGUAAAAUUCCUUUAGAUGAAACAUUUUUACCUAAGUAAGUACAUUUACUCUUUAUUGCCAAAACUCAAAGCUACAUCAUACAAGAAGUUCUAAUUUUAAAAUCUAAACCAAUAGAAGUAUCUUUGCUACAGAAAAACAGGUUUAUUGGUUAAGAUGACCAAAUUAAUGCAAGAGCCUUUGAUAAAAACAUUUAGGAUGAAAUUAUGAGUACCAAAGGCAUAUAAUAUUAAUGGUUAUGCACUAAUUUACAUGAUCUUUAACCAUGCAAAAGCGAAGAAAAUAAAAUACUUGAGUUUGCAUCAAGAAGAAUCAUUAAUAUUUAGACUGAAACUCAAAAUUCAACACUUGUUUUUUAUGUUAGAGCCUCUAAAGAUAACAGAUGGACUAUUAAAGAAUAGUUAAUUGUGUAAUUAGAUUUAAAUAUAGAAGAAGAGUUCGUAAUAAAUAGUAAUUAACCAACAGAUUAUGUAAAUUUGAACAGUGAAAUUACUAUUUUACUAAAGCAAUCUCAAACAUACGCUUUUAUAAUUUAAAAUCACAAAGUCCUUAAAUAAAUUAAGAUAACUGAUGCUUCUUUGAAAUUUAGAAUGGCUGAAAUUACAGAGGAUUCUAAGCAUCCAAUUUACAUCUAUUUAGUUCCUGGAAGUGACUCCUUUGGAUUUAAAAUAAAUGAAAUACCUAAUACUUUUAAAUUCUCUAUUGAACCUAAAGUUGGAUAGUCUUUAGAUUAUUUCAAUUAUACUAUUGAUAUUAUAAAUAGUGAUUAAAUAGCUAGUGUCUAUUAUUAUGUGGAGUACUAAACUUUUUAAAAUGAUUUGAAUGCUAAAUCUCUUUUAAAUGGCAUUCCUUUGAUUUUUAACUCCUAAAACACUUCAGGUUAAUUUUAGAUUCCAAACGGAAUUUCUGAUAAUCCAAUUUGGAUUGUAUGCCAAAUUGAAUCUAAUUAAGGCGCACAAAUAUUUCAAUGGACAGAAGUUACAGUUUAAAGGAGAACCUAUGAAAUGGAUUCGCUAUUUUAAGAUCUUGGUAAUUUAGUCAAUUUUUCAAAUUUACAGAGUAUACACACUAUGAUAUCUUUAAUUAACGAAGAAGAUAAGUAAGUUUGUUUAAAGCAAUGCUCAGGUGUUGGCACUUGUGUGGAUUAAAAAUGCCUUUGUCCACCAGGUUACUAUUUUAAGGAUUGUAGUGGUAAUAAAACCUAAUUUGAGAAUUUUAAUCAUCUGAUUUUCAAAAGCAUUUAAGCAUUGGUUGUAAAAGAUGCAGUCCUUUACUUUUAAUAAUACACAGACAUAAUCUCAAAAACCAGCAUCGACAAAUGUCUAAAGGUCUUAAUGAAUUAUAUCAUCAAUCUAAAUAGCAGAAUGGAACAGAUAAAUUAAUAUUCAAUCAACAUUUAGUACUAAUAAACUAAUCAAUUUUCUUAUUCUUAAAUAGAUACUAGAUAAAUUUUAAGUAAAUUGGAUAUGAGGAAUGCAAUUUUGAGUACUGAAUUUAUUUGGAAUAUAGCUUUGUCUAUUUCUAAUUCAAGUAACUAUCAAAUAAUGCAUCAUUUAAAUGAUUUUUUCCUUCACAUCAUUGAUUUAUCUUUUCUUGCAUUAUUACCCAAUGAAAAGUUUGAAAUAUCUAUGAGUACUUUAAACCUAGUCAUUUAGAGAUCCGUUAAUAUAUAAAAUUUAAGUUCUCAUAGAUUUCUCCAAUAAGAUGUUAGCCUAGAUUACUAUGAUAUUGUACAAGCAGUCUAUAUUAGUAAUUUUUAUUCAUAUGACGGCUAUUACCCAUAUCCCAACUAAAUGUACCCACUCUAUGAUUAUAUGAUAAGAUAGUAAAAUAGAUAUUAAAACAUUGAGAUUUCUACGCCUAUUACAUACAAAUUUGAAAUUCGAAAUGAUACUACAAACUUGGUUUGUAUAAGUCGAAACCCUAAAACUUAUGAAUGGACCAAAGAUAAUUGUUAUUUAUCCAUAAUCAAUAGUUCAUAUUUUUGUAUUUGUAGUAAAAUUGAACCAGUUACAAUUUGCAAUGACUAUCAAUAUCUCUAUUAGGGUAGUAUUCCUUAAUAUCUAAAAUUGCCAAAUUUUAUUUUUAUCUUUUAUUUUUUUUAAUUGAGUUUACUGGCUUUGGUUAUUUACAAAUCACAAUAUGGAGAAAUCUAGUAACUAACAAAAUCUAAUAAGUUUGGAAUAGUUAUAAAGUUAAGAAAAUUUUAAAGCAUAAGAAUGAUGUUUAACAACUAACAACCAUCUCCAAUUGAUCAAAAUAGAAUCUAUCCUGAAAAUGAUUUUGUAAAAGAAACAGAACAAAAUAUCCAUGAAAAGGAGAAAAACAAAUUUAGUGUCAAUUAUUUUUGGGUACUUAAAUUUUAUUUAAAUAGAAUUACCAUUUUCUUACUGGUAUAAUAUUUAAGAGUAAGUUUUAUUUUAGUCGUUUUCAGAAUGUACAAUUUAUAAUUCUUAAAUGGAAUAUCUAAUUUAUAGUAGGCGAGAUUCUCUCAAUUUUUCACAUCUCAUAUGAUAUUUAAAUUUACAUUUUGUUAGCAACCAUAAUUAUAAGUAGAAUAAACUAAGAGUUCUGGAAGGUAAGAUAUAAAAUUCAAUUUUUAGAAACAAUUCAAAUAUUUUGAAUAUAUGAAAUCCAUUUUGACCUUAAAUUUAGUAAAAAUGAUAUUGUUCGUUUUUGCAAUCAGUACUUUUAUCAUAGGCUUGUAUUUAUACUUUUGGAUAAGCGAUCAAACUGAAUUAAUACUCUCUUACACAAUAUCUAACCUGAUUGACUUUUUGUUUUUAGAUGUCAUAAUAUUUUUCACCAAUAAGUACUUAGGAGAGACAAAGAAAAAAUUGAUUAAGAAAAAAAUAUAAGAAUUUAAGUAGGCCAUGUCAAGUAUUAAAUGA